AUGGCAGGAGACGGCGAGGAACACGAGGGCGCGUCGGUCCAGGAACGCCUGAUUCACGCGUGUAGGACAAACGAUGUGGGCAUGUUGGAGCAGAUCGUCGAGGAGAUAGGGGACGAAGAAAAGGUGGCCAAGGUGCUGAACGAAACCAAGACGGUCAUGGGGAACCAUCUUUUGCACGAGGCGGCCUUGAAAGGGAAUUACGACGCGAUCGACUUCCUCUUCUCCCAAGAAGGCCUCGAGUGCGACCCCAUCAACCGCGCCGAGGGCGACACGCCCGUGCACAGCGCGAUCCGGUGGACCAGCCAGCAGACGGACGCCGAGGACCGUCAGCUGGGCGCGGCGCUGGUCGAGAUGAUGCUCAGCGACGGCGCCAGCACCCGCAUCCGCAACAAGCAGCGCAGGACGCCGCUGCAGCUCGUCGAGGUCGUCGACAAGGGCAACGAGGCGCUCAAGGAGAUCAUCAGGAGGCAGGAGUACGAGGAGCUGAACCGUGGGGAUUUUGUCGACGCCGGCAGCGUGGCCGCUCCGGUUCCGCAGCAGCAGCUGGUCAGGGACCAGAGCAGCGAUGACGAUGCCGAGUUUAGCGGCAGUGAUGAUGAAGAGAGGGCAGAGUGGGAGAGGAGGAGGAAGGCCAAGGGAAAGAAGGUUUAG
Messenger RNA from Pyricularia pennisetigena, 651 nucleotides. RefSeq lists its product as uncharacterized. The transcript has 3 exons. The record is from RefSeq and is a predicted model, not a curated record. The coding region runs from base 1 to 651 and encodes 216 amino acids. Lineage: Eukaryota; Fungi; Ascomycota; Sordariomycetes; Magnaporthales; Pyriculariaceae. Gene Ontology annotation, molecular function: protein binding.